This is a messenger RNA of Dermochelys coriacea (leatherback sea turtle), 3771 nucleotides long. It is a transcript of the gene PCYOX1, whose product is annotated as prenylcysteine oxidase 1. Gene Ontology annotation, molecular function: prenylcysteine oxidase activity. The record is from RefSeq and is a predicted model, not a curated record. NCBI's taxonomy places the organism in Eukaryota, Metazoa, Chordata, Testudines, Dermochelyidae. Gene Ontology annotation, biological process: prenylated protein catabolic process; prenylcysteine catabolic process.
GCGCCGCCUCCCGAGCCCGCAGACGGCAGCGCGGCGGGAUCCCUGCCCGGGGCGAGCAUGCGGACCCGGCUGCCUGCGCCCCUGCCCCUGCCCCUGCCCCUGCUCCUGCUCCUCGCCUCCCUGGGGCGGGGGGCGGCGGGGGCCAGCGAGCUGCGCUACCCUCCCGGCAAGAUCGCUGUUAUCGGGGCUGGUAUUGGGGGCACCUCGGCAGCCUAUUUCUACGCCAGAAAGUUUGGGAAAGACGUACAGAUUGACGUGUUUGAGAAAGGAACGGUGGGGGGGCCGUUGGCGACUAUUAAUGUGGAAGGAAAAGACUAUGAAGCAGGAGGAGCCAUCCUCCAUCCUCUUAACCUGCAUAUGAAGCAUUUCGUCAAGGUGCUAGGACUCUCUGUUCCUGAGAACCAAAAUGGCCUUCUGGGCAUUUACAACGGAGAUGAGUUUGUAUUUGAGGAGAGUAGCUGGUACAUUAUCAAUAUUCUGAAACUUCUCUGGCAUUAUGGAUUCAACCCUGUGCGAAUGAACAUGUGGGUGGAAGAUAUCUUGGACAAGUUUAUGAGAAUCUACCGCUAUCAGUCUCAUGACUACUCCUUCAGCAGCACAGAGGGCUUGCUUCGUGCGCUUGGAGGGAAUGACUUUAUCCAGAUGCUGAAUCGGACCAUUGAUGAGACUAUGCAGAAGGCUGGCUUCUCCCAGAAGUUUAUCUAUGAGGUGGUUACUCCAGUCAUGAGAGUCAAUUACGGCCAAGGCGCCAACAUUAAUGGGUUUGUAGGUGCGGUGUCUAUGGCAAGUGCAGACUCUGGACUUUGGUCAGUAAAAGGUGGCAACAAACUUGUCUGCACUGGCCUUCUUUAUGCUUCCAAAGCACAACUUAUCUCUGGCACGGUUACCUCUAUAGAGGAGAGAACGCGGCCCAAACGCACAGGAGGUACAGUUAAGUUGUAUGAAGUGAGCUACAACUCUGCAUCAGGGUCAACUACAGACAUGUAUGAUAUAGUUCUUAUUGCUACACCAUUGAAUCAUGAAAUGUCCAACAUCACCUUCCGGAAUUUUAACCCGCCCCUUGCACAAUUCUCAGACCAUUACCAUCAGACGGUGGCAACUUUUGUUCAUGGGCGCAUAAACGCAUCCUUCUUCGGCUACAAGGACCCCUCCCACUUUCAUUUAGUUGGCAUUUUCACAACAGAAAAUCCAAAACUAUUUAUCAACAGCAUAGCUGUUGUCUCUCCUGUCCAAAACAUACACGAGGAAGUGAAACAACCCAUGGGACCUGCUGUUUGGAAAGUGUUCUCAAAAGAACCACUCACCAAGGAGCAGAUGAAUUUGCUUUUCUCAUCCUAUGAAUCUGUGAAAGAGAAGAAGUGGCUGGCUUACCCGCACUACAGUCUCCCAAAGAAAUGCCCACCUAUAAUCCUCCAUGAUAGAAUAUACUACCUUAAUGGCAUAGAAUGGGUGGCAAGUGCCAUGGAAAUGAGUGCAAUUGCUGCCAAAAAUGCAGCUCUCCUUUCUUACCAUCACUGGUAUGGAAACGUGAACAUGAUUGACCAGGAGGAUUUAAAUGAGAAACUCAAAACAGAGCUGUGAGUUUUAUCCAGGUAUGAGCGGCAAAUCCCCAUCGCUGAUGGGAGUCUAGAUUGCCCAGUGAUGGCCAGAGGAAAUUGGUGAUGGUAUUGAUCAAAUGCUACGUCCUUCUUGCCCACCUUACUGUUAAAAAUGAAUAUAUGGCAAUAUUUUCCCCUCUAACCUGAUACAGUAAUCGUAAGUGUUACCUAUCACAACAGUGAAGGUGGAGAAAGUCCAGAGAGGUGUAGAGUUUUUAAAUUGCUCCUUCCCCUAUGUGUUCUGAUCCCAGCUCAGGAAAGCACUUAAGCAUGUGCUAAAGCCCAUCCCUAUUCAAGAUAAGCAUUUAAGCAAGUAUUUAAAGUUAAGCAUGUGCUUAAGUACAGUCCUGACUAGGGACCUGUUUAUAUAUAAUUACCUAGUUCCUGAUCUUGCAAACAGGUAAGCAUGUGGUUACGUAUUUGCAGGAUAGAGGCCUUAGUGUCUCCUGUGGUGUGUGUGUGACUGUUUUACACAGCAAGGAGGGAGGAAACUCUUAAAUAGAGGAAAAAGGCAGGUGGAUGUGGAGCCAGGUGUAACACACUUUUAUUUUAAAAAUCAACAUCAGAUUUUGAAAAUAGCGUGUAAGAGGCUGUCUGAUCACAUGUUAUUGGCUCACUUCAUUUCCAACUGCUCACCCAUGUUAAGUUCAGUACAAAUUAAUUCCAUGGUUUCCUAAUAUAGUAUCAGCUUUCCAUGUUAAGCAAUUGCUUUUGUUGCUACCGGGGUCUUAUAUGAAUAGAAAGAGGCAAUGCUCUACCAUCUGAAAGGGUUUGAGAGCUACUAAAUUUGACUUUGCCUCUUUUAAGGAAAAUAAUUUUAAAUUGGUUUUAAAGGGGUUUUUUGUAUUUAGUUUUGAAGUAUGGAGCAGUCUAAGUGCAUGUUCUGUAAUAAUCUUGAUUUUUUUUUUCCUUUAUUCUCCUAUUUUUAUUGUAAUCUUAGCAGCCACAUUAGAUGCCCUUUCCUUUGGGAGACAAUAGUGUUAGGUUCUACAGUAGAGCACCUGAAUAUAAUUUGGAUAACUGUGAAUGUGGCUUCUUCCCAGCUGAGGUUAAUAUACAGCUCUGAAAAAGGCCAUAAGUCACGGGAUCACAAGGAACUGCAAUUGUAUUUUUUAAAGUUUGGUUAUUCAUACAUUAGAAUCUUACUUUUUUUUUUUUUUUGGACAAUCUCAGUACAGAGUAUUGGUUUGACAUAGCAUGUAUUAACAGUACUGUAAUUUAUUUUAAAGCAUGCUUUUCAGGUGAGUGAAUAUAGAGGGAAUUUAAGAGGAAGAGAAAUAAAAUAUUUAUGAGGGCGACAGAAGGAGAAUGGUAGAUGGUAUAAAUUUAAUGCAACAGAAUCCUAACUAGUCAAAGUGGUUGAGAGACACCAGAAACGUUAUGAAAGUCAGCAGUCAAUGAAAUCACAAAGACAUGCCAGCCACGCAGUAAAGAGGAAGACUGGAAUAAUUUGGGGAUUUUACUUUCUAAAUAAUGAGGUGGGGGGGGUGUCUCUUGUUUCUUUUGAUUGCACAACUUGUGUAAAUUAUUUUGCUUGUAGGGCACUGGGGCCAUAUUUUUACACGAGGCUAAUUCUUGAUAAUUUUACAGCUUUCACAGACUGAUCAAGCACAGUAAAUCUAACACGUCUUAAUUAAAUCUUCUUUUGCUUUAAGUACCAGCACUCCAGAGAGAUUAUUAAAUGUUUGCAGAAAUAUGUGGUUGUCAGUGGUCAGUUUUUUUGUUUUUUUUUUUAAUCAGGCUGCUUUAACCAAUUAGUGAGCUGAAGUCCUACAAGUAGUUUAAAGAGUGAUACUCAAUACUCAGCAUAAAUUUUGAUGGGUUUUUACUUGUAAGUCUACCUGCUGUCUAAUUUCAACAGAAAUUCAAGGUACCUAAUGAAGCACUGUUAAUUUGGGGAGGGAUCAUAUUUGAUGGAAACUUUUGCAUUACCUAUAAAAGCUAAGAUGCCUAAAGAGGAAGUAUUUUGUUUUGAGUUUUACUGUGUGAUUUGAUACAACUUCACCUAUCCCCAGGCACUGUCUUGCUGAAAAGACAUCAGCAAGGAGAGAGAAGCCCACCACCACCCCUUUCUUUUUAAAGGUGCUAUAUAAAAAGAAUUUUGUUUUAAAAAAUGGAUGAUGUUUUUAAUUCGGGGCUAUGGUAGUUUGUAAAAUUAAGCUUUACAGAAAUA